Protopolystoma xenopodis is the source of this 1176-nucleotide messenger RNA. NCBI's taxonomy places the organism in Eukaryota, Metazoa, Platyhelminthes, Monogenea, Polystomatidea, Polystomatidae. The record is from the annotation of a GenBank genome assembly.
AUGGCGAGUCUCACUGACAAUGCCGACUACGAUGCCGGCGAAACAUUUGGUAAUGUACCACGUCCACGGUUCAACUUUAGACAUGAUCAUGCAGACAAUGGACUCCGGACUAGUUAUCUUCUCGUUUCACAUAAAAAUCUCUUCAUCUGCAAUUUUUUACGGGAUGCCCGACUUUUAGUGCCCCCUACUACGGCCGAGCAACUUCGUGCUUCUUGUACUCUCCCUUUAUCUUUCUGCGCGCCUGCCGAGACAGAAUUAGGCCCCUCAACCAACAUUACUUCUUCCUACAACACUGUGCCGACAACAACUGUUGUCUCAGGAUCAGUACCUGGUCAUAAUCGAGUAUCAUCCAUCGGGUGUCGACCACAUUCAUUGGCCCUUGGCCAACCUUCGUCUACUAGUCAUCUAAUGACAUGUCUUGAUUCGUCAUCUACCAUUCCGCAAUCUACUGAAUCUUCUCGACCCCAGUCUUUGGUGCUUUCUAUUCGCCAAAUGAAAGUAACCUCAUCUCCAGUAUCAGUGUCUAAUAUUGGACAGCAACUACAAAAUACCAGGGCUGUUUCUCGAGCUGUUGCCUUAGUACCCAAUCUCGUAUCACCUAUUUCCUUACAACAUCAAACCUCAUCGGGGCCUAGAGAUCCUCGUCCUCUCCGUUUAUUACCAAGUUCUUUGGCAUCUAGUCCUUCUGGUCAAGUCGAAUUAGCCCGGCGGACCCUCCCUACGAUAUCCGUUCACUCCACAGUUCCUUGCUGCCUUCCAAUGAAUAGCUCAUUGCUCACGCAUCCAUCGUCGACCAAACGCCCUUCUUCUGUUAGAAUAUUUUUGCCUACUCCCACAAUGCCGCGUUCAUUUCACCUAGAAAGUAGUCAUACUGCAGGAAUAUCGCAGUCACCUACGAAAAUGGCUAGUUUUUACCGGCUUCCAAGUAGUGCUUUCUUAGAAAUCGGCACUCCUAACAUGGUACCUAGUCUCGAGACUGGCCAGCUCAACUAUCCUAUCCAGCAUUGCAACUUCCCAUACCAGCACUAUAUAUGCUGCGUACAACCAUUUCAAGACCACCACCUGCCCUUCACUGGUGGUAUAUCGUCAGGACAGAUGCAUUUGCCACAAAUGACUCCGGGGCAGCGUCGAUGGGUGCAUGUCAGGCCUUCAGAAUUACGUCUGAGUGAAGAAUAG